Molecule: messenger RNA, 670 nt
Organism: Trachemys scripta elegans
Lineage: Eukaryota; Metazoa; Chordata; Testudines; Emydidae
Exons: 6
Coding region: 65-670 (201 amino acids)
Source: RefSeq, a predicted model, not a curated record
GGCAGGACGCAGGCCCUGCCGUGGGGAGCAGAGACCACUCCAGAGUUCUCAGGCUACGCAGCCGAUGGCGAAUCUCGCAGGGCUUCUCGCACCGUGUCUGUGGCUUCUCUCUCUGAGCUUUGCCUCGCAGCAAUGGCAGGAUUCCAGCUGCACUUCUUCUGGCACACUUCCUGCCGCGAAGAUGUUCCUAUCGACAAUCUCUGCUAAUGAGGGGGACACUGUCAGUGGCAGAUGUUUAAUCCCCGCAGGAGACGCGGUCACCAUUGUUUUCUUUUGUAAGGAUGGGAUGGAAAUUUCAAGGUUGCAAGCCAGGAGAGAAAAAUUCUCUUAUGAUUUAGCUUACAGAGUGGCUGGCAGCUCAGGCAAUAUUUCCUGUGGAUACAUGUACAGAAAAGACAAUAACCAGGUGUUAAAUUCUCUACUGAGCAUCUCUCGGUACCUGAAGGUAACAGGUGCCAGUUCCAGGAGCAGCAUGACCGAGAAUCCACCUUAUCAAGGACUGGAAAAUGAUACAAUAUUGGCAAUUACAAUUCCUGUUUUGGUGGGUGUGAUUUUGGCUCUUGUUCUGCCCCUGGUGUAUUACCUUAAGAAGAAGAAAGGAAAAAAUCUAAAUGAGUUUGUGAAUUCUUCUCCAAUGUUUGUGAUAAGCUCUGAUGAACUCUUCGCCUAG